Penicillium cinerascens is the source of this 1254-nucleotide messenger RNA. RefSeq lists its product as uncharacterized. The record is from RefSeq and is a predicted model, not a curated record. The transcript has 4 exons. Bases 1 to 1254 code for a protein of 417 amino acids. Lineage: Eukaryota; Fungi; Ascomycota; Eurotiomycetes; Eurotiales; Aspergillaceae.
AUGAAUGUCUUGCCUACCACGACGGUCUUUACCAUCCUCGCGAUCUUGUUUGUCCUCGUCCGGCUGUGGACGCGGAUUUGGCUGAUCAAGAGCCCUGGAUAUGAUGACCUGCUUGUCACUCUUGCAUUGCUAUCCUCCAUCACCUUUUACGCAUUUAUUAUUGUCCAACGCGAAUAUGGCCUUGGUGUCUCUCGACAGGACCUACCACAGGAGGACAUUCGUCACCAGAUGCUAUACCUCUGGCUUUCCAUACCCUUUUACAACCUCUCUUUGGUUCUUUCCAAGCUCUCCGCACUCGUGCUCUAUGCCCGCAUCUUCCGCUACCGCGGCUUCCUGAUCGCCAACUAUACAUUGAUGGCCUUCCUCAUCGUCGCAGGCCUAUGGAUGGUCAUCAGCGGCUUCGCUUUCUGCAGCCCCGUCAGCGCAUUCUGGUCUGGAUCGAAGCUCUCCGUACAGAAGCAUUGCCUCCCGACAGGACCAGUCUGGUUCACCAACGCCGGCAUGCAAAUCUUCACGGACGUCGUGAUCCUGGUUAUGCCAAUGUUCAUCCUGUCCAAACUGAAGCUCCCCAAGCGCCAAAAAGCAGGAAUAAUGGUUGUUUUUGGUGUCGGCAUCUUCGUCAUCGCGACUAGCUCCGCCAGACUCUACGAGCUAGUAAACAUGGUCAACGACCGCGAUUUCACAAAAACGAACCAAAAGGCAGCCGUCUGGUCCUCCCUUGAAGCAAACGUUUCUAUUAUCUGCGCAUGCCUUCCACCACUUCACCCCUUCAUCUCUCGCAUCUUCUCCUUCUGCUUCCGCCCUCAACCCCUUCAUUCUUCCCCCGCAAACAAACAAUCAUCAAACACAACCGAACUCACAUCUACCCGCCGCAUGUCCCGCAAAACAUCUUUCUACGACUCUGGAAAGGGUCCAGAUGGUGGCAUCUUCUACAACGACGUCUUUUUCUCCGGUCCUGGCGAAUACUCAGCCACUAUUGCCAAGAUGGACAACGCAGAGAACAAUACCACGAAAGAGGAGCCGGAAGGCGAUCCCGAUGCGAUUCGUGUUGUGCGUGAGCUCAGGGUUGGGUCUGAUCCCGUGGCGCCAAGCAUGACUGUUGUGCCUGAUGGCACGCAUGAUCGGGAUUUUGAGGCCGAGCUGAAUAGUGGAAGUGGCGGUGAGAUUCCUGGGGCUUGGAAUACCGCUAUUGAGUGGGAUUUGGGGGAUUUCGAGUUCCCGGAUUAUAAAGAGCGGAUGAAUGCUCCCAUUUGA